This is a messenger RNA of Suillus fuscotomentosus, 226 nucleotides long. RefSeq lists its product as uncharacterized. The record is from RefSeq and is a predicted model, not a curated record. The annotation marks the transcript as partial. NCBI's taxonomy places the organism in Eukaryota, Fungi, Basidiomycota, Agaricomycetes, Boletales, Suillaceae. The transcript has 2 exons.
AUACUCUCAUGGGCGAAUGGAAGGAGGAUGUGAUACAGUUAAUCUCCUGGUUGGACUGGAGCAUGUGGGUGAAGUGCCGACUGGCCUGUGGUUUCGAGGAGAUGUGCUACUAUUUGCCUACUUGGCCAUUUGGGUUUUUCCGGACUCCAGCGCACCACUUCAAGGCCAAUGGGACAGUGGUUCAUUAUGGCCAGACCCAAACAAAGGGGAAUGGAAGAGACCACAG